Messenger RNA from Aspergillus ibericus CBS 121593, 1572 nucleotides. RefSeq lists its product as uncharacterized. The coding region runs from base 175 to 1380 and encodes 401 amino acids. The transcript has 4 exons. Lineage: Eukaryota; Fungi; Ascomycota; Eurotiomycetes; Eurotiales; Aspergillaceae. The record is from RefSeq and is a predicted model, not a curated record.
UCUAAAUUAGCUACUCCAUGGCAUCUGCAACCACCCGUGCGGAGCUUAAACCUGUCUGGGUUAAGAUAUCGUCAUAACCGUCCCAGUGAUUUAGCUUCUUCACCACAGUAUUUAAUGAGGCCAUUUCACUACAGAAGACACUGCGGUUAGCAUCCAACUCAAAUCGAAGACAAAAUGCGUUUCUCCAUCCCCCGGCUGCUGCCUCUCCUUCUUGCGGGGCGUGUCAACUCUCUGGCCCAUGACUCGGGGGUAUACGGGCCCGCGUUGGAGCUCGUUCAUAGAUACUAUGACCAAUUCCCCACAGGCGUCGCCGUAUCCUCCGCCGGCCGCAUGUUCUCGUGCUACCCGCUCGGGCUGGAUGCCAACAACACCCGAUACCAAGUGGCCGAACUGACUAACCCCACGACUGAAGUCCCAUAUCCUUCUGCAGAAAUCAAUUAUCCCCCAGGAGGGGCCGUCAAUCAUUCAACUAGUCCAGCAACAACAGUUAACUACCCCAACUAUCUGAUCAGUGUCCAAAGUGUUGUCGUCGACUCUAAAGAUCGCCUCUGGAUUCUCGACACUGGCCGUGCAAAGACAGCCAACAAGACUCUCCUCUUGUCCUCCUACGGUGGCCCGAAGCUAGUCGGAGUAGACUUGACUACGAACCAAGUCUUCAGGACGAUCCUAUUCCCGCGGGAUGUUGCUUAUGCAGACUCUUACCCCAACGACGUCCGCUUUGACCUCCGACCGGAUCUCAACGGUACCUCCGGCGAGGGUGUCGCUUACCUUACUGAUUCCAGCCCGGAAGGCCGCAACGGCCUUAUCGUGGUAGAUCUUGGAACGGGAAAAUCCUGGCGCCAACUUGACGGCCUUGCGCUGACGAAAGCAGAAUCAGAUUUCCGGGCAUUCAUUUGGGGCGAUACUGUAGACGUUUCAACGGGAACAGAUGGGAUCUCUCUUUCGGCUGAUGGAGAGACGCUCUACUUCGGUGUUGUGAGUGGUCGCGAUAUUUACUCUAUCCCGACUGCCAUCCUGCGGGAUUCGUCCUCAGCAGGACGGGCGCUUGCCAAGAACAGCGUGAGCAAGCUGACCCAGAAGGGGGUGAGCGACGGGUACGAGGUUGACUCCGAUGGAAGGAUCUAUAUGGGGAGCUUCGAGUCGAAUGCGAUCAACGUGUUCUACCCUGGCAAUGUAAGCGUGGAGACCUUUGUGCGGGAUCCAAGGAUGGGCUGGACGGAUACAAUGAGCGUGGUUACCUUGAAGGAGAAUGCGACCGGGGUUGAGAAGGGCUAUUUGUAUUUCACGGAGAAUCAGCUCUGGAGACAAGAUCAGGAGAGGCCGUUUGCUCUCUUCCGAGUUGAGUUGCCGGACGGGGCUGGGAAGGCGAUUUUAGCUUAGACGCAUCUUGUCAUGAGCGUAUCCUAGUUUUGAAGCUGAGGAACCCAUCGAUUUAUAGGGACACUGUGAAUUACCAUGGGCGGGCCCUCAUGAUGGAUUCCGGAUUGAUCAGCAAUGGUGGAGUUAAGGCUUUUAAGGGCGGCCUCCAAAACCCUAAAUCCGACUCGGCUUCUAGAUCCGCAACACGAGCAC